UUGAAGAAAUUCACUUUCCGUUCACGGAUUUGUAAUAUUCGCGUAAAAAUAAGACGAUUUAAAAAAAUACCAUCUAUGCAAAAAGUUAUGUGACUUCAAGAGAACCGAUUGUUAUAAAAAAUUUGCGACUUUCCUAAUUGCUAACACCCUUAGAUAUGGAAAUUCCAAUAAAAAUUCUGCCAGUGUACUAAUAAUCGGUUUCUUCCCAAACCGCUUAUACUCAGCUAUGCUUAAUAGUCUCAUUGUUAUUAUUAUUUUCAUAACUCUGUGUGAUAAGACACAGGUGAACGGUAUUAAAAUGCUCCGACACCGGCACUGAUAAGAAAACUCCCCUGUGCAAAAAUGAUACGCGUAAAUAGAAAAGAUUGAAAUAAAAAACAAUUAUUGUAGAUAAUACUGCAAGCUAUACAAAUACAAACACUCACAACACAGGUCUAAAUGCUAGACGUGCAAAAGCAAGAGAAUAUAAUUGAGAUUAGGAAUUGAAGAAUUGAUAACUAACGACAUUUGGUGAAUUAUUUGACGGCAUGUUGGUAAUACUUUUUCUUAACUGAUAUUGGAAGUCAGUCGUUAUUACACAUUCAUGUCGUACACUUAUAAUUCGUAGUUUUUAGUGCGAAUUUAAUAACGGUUAAAAAUUGGCAAUGGCUCAUUGUUUGUUUCCACAGCUAAGCAUUACGUAUAUUUAACAGUUAGACGGUUAAUGUUAUCGAUAACGCCGUUAUAAUCGAUUCUUUAUUUCAUAUAAUUAUAUAAUUCAAGACUUCGGUGGAAUAUCGUAUUUGUGCUUGAAUACGAUAGCAGAAUAGUGAACAAUGCAAACACAAUUCCAAAUCUAUAAAUCUAAGCAAAAUAUUGUUUAAAAAUAAACUCAAAAUUGGUUUUGAACAAAUUCUCAUACAUUUCGCCGUGUUUUUAUGAAAAUAAUAGUUCCACGAAAAUUUUAAAGUACAGCAAAGGAAUGUAAAAAUGUCUAAGCAAAAUGAAUCACCAUAAGAUGAUAUGGGAAUCCACUCAUCGUAAAUUAAUUUUGCGCUGAUAAAAUAGACGCCUUAUCAAUAAACUCAAGAUAUUUUCGUAUGCUUACCACUUUUCACAAAGCUAAUAGUGAUUUACUUUGUUUUGUAUAUGACUGCAUACCUUCAUUUGUCACUUAUGUAAGUCUUAAAUACCCAACGCCCACUUAAGACAUAUUGGAAACCGCAACUAUGUAUAUUUAUGCGUAAUAGUUUUCCUUGAAACGUUUUGGUUGGCGUUAACGACUAUGGAUAACAAUUACAUUAGUACACCGAACGACUUCCAGCACAUGGAGGGCACCGAGUCGGUGGAAUUGAAACGAACGUUCGCACUCGAUGGUAUCGGUGAGGACGAGACCUUACGACUGUAUUUGCGUAAAGCGGGAUUAUCCGACGAAAUUGAGUACUUGACAUCCGAACAGCGACGUGCCUUCAUUUACGAUAUCAUUAAGAGCAACAAAAUGCCUGGAUAUUGGGUGCCUUCCACAGUGAAAUCGCCAUCACCAUACAAUUUACAAUCAACACCAACAACUAGUAGUCGUACACCACCACCACCGCCUUUACGCAAAUUCACCGCCACAAGCAACAACAGCUCAACUCCAUCGCCAACACUCAGCUACGCCACUAUGAGCGCAACUUCGUCAAGUAACAGCUUAAAAAGCUUAGAAAAAAGUAGUCCUAUUGUACCGCGUCGAUUUGAGCCGACACCACCUACACCUCCUUCGCCAUCAACAUUUGUGACUAGCAUUAAAGGUUCGAAAUACGAGAUAAGCGGCCCGAUGAACUUCCAACACAUAGCUGGCGAUAUGACACGGGAUCGGACGCGCCAUGCAUUCGAUCUUACGAUGACAAUGAAUGAUAAUGUAUUGCGGAAAUAUAUGCUGGAACGCGGCAUAACGGAAGAGGACUUGAUAGGCAUGCGCAAACAGGAUAUCAUUAAAAAUAUCGUGCAAUCAAAGUUCACUUGGAUGCCACCUAAGCGUAAUGUUAAUGGCACUUUAAGUCAUCCUCCACAAGAUAUAAAGUACGCUACUGUAUCCUCCGGCAGUGAUCAUGGUCUAAUCACCUCACCAAGGUUCUCACGACCGAAAAAAUCAAUGCACGCUCCCUCGCCACCUCCACCAAUUACCUGGGUUUCAUCAUCUGUACCAGCUACUAAGUCACAACCAGAAGCGGUACUACAACUACCACCAGCAGCGGUACCGCCAUCAACACCACCUCCAAAUUCAAAUGUGCCGUUAAAAACGGCCACUAAUGCAUACUCAAGUUUGAACUUAUUAGCCGCGAGUUUCGCCGAUCCCACCGAUUUCCCUUCUAUCGAAGAUAUUUACAGCAACAAGACAGAAAUCGAAGCAACAUCGUGGCAAACUUCCAUGAAACCGAGGCUGACUUUAAGACAAGCGCCUCCUCCACCCCCAUCUGCACAACCGAAGACAUUCAUUGAUGCACCACAACAGCCAACACCACCAGGUCUUGUCAAGGCAAACAUGAAAAAAUCGUCAGUGAUUUACCAUUCCAAUCAGAGUUUGUACAGCCUCGACGAAUGGACAAUUGAUGAAGAUGCUGCUGAUAGUGAAAAAUAUGGAAGAUCGAAUGCCGGCGCACGAACGCCGCCGACACCUAGCGAUAGCAAUUUGUAUGCUUCUGUAAAUCCAAUAAAUAAACAAAAUAACAUCAAAAUUAACGCGGACCUCGGAGUAUAUGCAAGUGUUGGUGUUAGAAAACAGCUUACUGGACCACCAACACCACCGAAGCCUACGCUAAAGCCAUCAUUUGCUGGACGAGCUUCUAAAGUGGGAGCACCUAACCCUCCACCGCCUUCACCACCAGCUCAACAAAUUUCAGUUACGAGUGUCCUUGUACCACCACCACUACCUCCUACUAGUGGUGCGUCUAUUGCGCCACCACCUCCAUCUCCACCUCCUACUGGUGGUGCACCUAUUCCGCCGCCGCCACCGCCUCCUACUGGUGGUGCGCCUAUUCCACCGCCACCACCACCCGGUAAUGGUGCACCGAUGUCAUCACCAUCUCCCGCACUAAACACUACAGCGAAAGGAAGCAGACCACCAUCGGUGCCUACAUCUAAAAAUAAUGAUAUCGGCGAUGCGCGUGGUGCUUUGUUAGAUAGUAUUCGGAAGGGUGUAGCAUUAAAGAAAGUCGAUCAGAAAGCAGCCACAAUUAGCGGUGUAAAGCCACGCGCCGAACGUAAGCCGCCAGUUUCUGAUUUCCUUUCCGAACUUAAACUGGGUAUAACGCUGCGUCGCGUGAAAGACAAGGCAGAUAACCCAUAUGCUGGAGAAGAUCCAGAUGAAUCCCAAGCUUAAGGAAAUUAUUUGUACAUAUGUAUAUACUAUAAAUGAGGUUUUCAUACAUACAAAAAUCGAAACCAA
Messenger RNA from Bactrocera oleae (olive fruit fly), 3406 nucleotides. RefSeq names its product WHAMM and JMY related (gene Whamy). Gene Ontology annotation, cellular component: actin filament. Gene Ontology annotation, biological process: actin filament polymerization. Lineage: Eukaryota; Metazoa; Arthropoda; Insecta; Diptera; Tephritidae. Gene Ontology annotation, molecular function: actin binding. The record is from RefSeq and is a predicted model, not a curated record.